Messenger RNA from Desarmillaria tabescens, 1146 nucleotides. RefSeq lists its product as uncharacterized. Gene Ontology annotation, molecular function: protein binding. The coding region runs from base 252 to 1142 and encodes 296 amino acids. The transcript has 2 exons. Lineage: Eukaryota; Fungi; Basidiomycota; Agaricomycetes; Agaricales; Physalacriaceae. The record is from RefSeq and is a predicted model, not a curated record.
CAAUAAUUGGAUUCCUGCACGUAUAAAGAGGUAGAGAAGUUGCGAUUUUGCGCUACCGAACAAAUUCCCCCCACUACGUCUUUCGAUCGCCUCACAGAAUAUACGUCGCUUCCGAAUCCUGUUUCUUUCUAUUCAAGUUCGAGCUGCUCUUUCAGUCCUGGUUGACUCUUCUCGCUGAUUAGAACCACGAAGGUACGUGUGCACUUCGCGCCGCUCUCAUAUCACUAAUCCCCGCAUUUACUAGCACCGAAAUGGCUCAAGUCACUGCAUCCUACCCGUUCAACGACCCGGAUCAUACCUCUGACCUCACUCUACUGUCGUCAGACAAUGUCCUUUUCCACAUCCACAUAUCUCUCCUUGCAUUUGCUUCUGAACCCUUCUUUCGUACUGCGUUGACGAUUUCGCAACCGCAAGGACAGCCUGUCCCAAUGGUCGAAGACAGCGAGACCCUUGAUACGAUGCUCCGCUUCUGCUAUCCCGGUGCAGACCCGUCUUUCAAGAGUCUUGCAGAGCUCCAUCGCAUCGCUGACCUCAUGGUGGGAAAAUUUGCCAUGGAGGAGGUAUCAAUGAGGGCCCGGGCCCAAAUUCGUAAAUUCGUAAAUGCAGAGCCUUUGCUUGUGUUCGUCGUUGCAUAUACCCUCAAUUGGAUUGAUGAGGCUAUGGAGGCUGCAGACAUCGUGCUCAACGGUCCUCUGUUUAAGUAUGCCAGUCCCGAGGAUAUUCCGGAGCUAGAUAUCCUUCCUUCUCCACGAAUUCUGUAUCGUCUCUUCAGAUACUAUGCCACUCGUCGCGAUGCGGUAUACAAUUCUAAUGGUUACCAUUUUGACAUAUUUGACUACAUCGAAAAAGCGCCAUGUAAAACCCAUGACAUCUUACCUUCUCACCCGGAAGAUACCUCGAUGCUGACGAAAAGCUGGUUCAUAGAUUACUGUACCAAGCUCAGGGAGGAGCUGUACUAUCGCCAUCCCUCGUUGGAAACUCUUUGUACGUGCGACAGUUAUGCUCAUGCAAGUGCUCUACAAACCGCAAAGACCUGCCCUGAUUGCGCGAAGGGUCACUUGCACAUUGUUUUUGAUUAUUAUAUUCCUACAACGGUUCAUGCGCAAAUUGAGAAUGCACUGUCAAUGAAAUUUCAACUAUGAGAAA